Molecule: messenger RNA, 4721 nt
Organism: Cryptotermes secundus
Lineage: Eukaryota; Metazoa; Arthropoda; Insecta; Blattodea; Kalotermitidae
Exons: 8
Coding region: 1039-2145 (368 amino acids)
Source: RefSeq, a predicted model, not a curated record
GUUCGCUGGGUAGUGAGAGAAUGGGAAAGCAGUGUUUUCGUUAAAAGCGUCCUUAGAUGGUUACGUUCGUGUAUGGCCUAUAUUUAGUAUUAUUUAUUUAUUGGUUACUAAUAUGUGCCUUUGUUUUCGUAUGAUUUAUUAGGAAGGAGUAUGUUUUCUAAAUUUAAUUGGAUAUUUGAGUUUGUUAUUCAAUGAAACGAUCAGUGAUUAUUUCUGUUUUCAAAGAUAAAAAAAACUUCGUGAGUGUGUGUAUCAGUGUUCCUUGAAGGUGAUUAAUAAACGUGUGUUCUCCCAAAUAAAUGGAAAAAGUUGGAAUAGUGGAGUUUUGUAAUCGUUUCUAAUUAAACAGUGCUCCUGUCCGCUCCUGUCGAACUGCAGUGGUUUAAAAAGAGUUUCUUUUACACAUUACGGAUCUGAAAGUGACGUGAAAUAGUUGGGUGUCUGCCAUGCGGAUUGGUCACGUUUAAUUCGCUGAAGAAGAUGACAAUGAAAUGCAGGAACAAUAGCCAAACGUGUCGAAGCAGAGCCCGCAAAUAAGAAACUGCUGAACACUACAAAAAGUAAGAAUGGGGGAUAAAGUACCUGAGAGUUGCCCUGAGAAGACCUUGGACUCUGUUGUGUUCUGAAAGGAAUGGCCACCUACAUUAAAAGAAAAAAAGAAAAUUAGAAUGACCAAGGAAAGGGACCCCGAACUUCCAAAAGGAGAGAUAAAAAAGUGAAGUUUGAACCAAGUUGUGCUCGAGUUUGUGAUUCUAUAGCCCUUUUUUUAGUUUCUUUUUAUAGUUUCUCAAUUUAAAUUCAGACGUAGGCAAAUAAAUAUCUCUUUUUUUUGUGGUUUAGUUAAUUGUGACCAACACGAAGUGAGUGUGAUACGUUUGUCUCGUGAAGACACUUUGAAAAUACUGUGGCCUGUGUUCUGAUGACGCACUUCACAUAGCAGAGUGCUGGAUAAGGAGAAGUCAGGACGCUAUGGUUCAGCCUCUGCUUCGUGCUUAGCUGCAGAUUGGCAACUGUGAUUCGGCGCAAUGAAAGUGAGCAAUGUCCAGAUAUCCCCGCUACACGACCAGCUCGCAGCCACCGGCAACAGGGCGUCAGCAGCUGAGGAACCCCUGGAUAUCGGAACAGCAGCAGCUGGAGUGUCGCGAGUCUCAGUCGACCAACAGUUCGUCCAGCAGUCGGACCUACCACCAACAACAGCAACAUCGCGGUCCUGGACCCCCUUCUUCGUUAUGGCUGCCACACCCCCACUCCGAGCCUUCGGGGGCCAUGAUGGCUUACAACCAUCAGCAGCAAGUCCGCAGUGCGGGCCAUUUUCCGCUCGCAGAUCAAAUAGAAGCUCUUGUAGAUGGUCCUCCAUCCUCGGGCGCCGCCAACCCGCUCCUUGUACCGUCCGGCGUCUCAGGCACCGCGGCUGCGAUCACCAAGUCUCAGCACUAUGCCUCGUCCUCAAGAGCUGCCUCGGACAGGGAUCGACCGGUGACCCCCGCAAGCUCUCCAGGCGGCAUGUCUGGCGGCGGAAGUGGAGGAGCGGUCGAUGGGUGCGGUGGCCAUUGUGUUGCCUUCGAGAACUUCUGCUAUUACUGUCUUCAGGUGGUCUUCAUCGCGGGUAUCCUGACAGGGGUGUCCUUGACUAUCGCCGGCGGAGUGCUGCGAAGACAGUCCCGCGGUGGUGACCUGCUGGUGCUGGUGUACAUCGGGUGCAUGAUCGCCAUGGUGUGCACAGUGCUGCUCUCCGUUCAGUGCUGUGUUCGUCGCAACGUGAAGCGGCGCAAACGCGCGCUCCGAGCAGCCAGGGAACAGCGAAAUGCUGCUGUCAGUGCGUCGAACCGUCGCAGCAACCCCGCGCAUGCGGACAUGAUUCCGCUUCAGGACCUGGCGCCCAACACAGCCCAGCAACAGAGAGGCCCUCAACAGCAGCAGUACCAACCAUUGUUGUUACGUCUAGUCCAGCAGCAGGCCACCACAGUGGACAACCAAAGACACAGUGGCAACAUGGGGCCUCCGCCCUAUCACCAUCACCAGGCCAGUUUUAGGUUAGCGAAUACAGCGUCAGUUGACAGCAGACUAGAGGUGUCUCAGAGUGGGAUGCCAUGGUGGAGAAGGCAUGCUGAGCUUGGACCAGGAGUUGCAGAGACUCGUCACUGAGCCGUUUCAAACCGAAAUGGAUCAGCCUCUGAAGGAUGCUGGCAGUUGAGCUAUUGGCAAGAGAUGAUCUGGACUGUCACUGUUCUCACAUUAUAUAACUCCAGCAGCUGUUCAUAGGACCAAGGGAUACACUUUCAUGUGUGCAUGGAACUUCCAUCCCUGAGACUGAUGGUGAAAAACUAUGGACAGUUUUCCUGUACAGAGCCUUGUCCUUGUUAGGAUAUGCCAAAUCCAUGAAGAAUGGCCAACUUCGUGUUUCCAAUGGAAACCUUACUCAUAUUACUGUGCUUAAUUUUGUACAGGCAAUGUUGUAUGUAUUUCAGUGAAUAAUGGAGAUAUAUCAGUAAAUGUAAUUUUUUAAAGUUUCUAUAAUUCUUUGAGACAAAUUAUGCACAGUGUUAAUAGCCAUAAUUGUGUACAUUUGAUAUUAUAAAUUAUUCAUGAAGAAAUGUGAGAGACAGUGUGUGAGACAGACUAAAGAACUGUAGAUGCAAAUUUGGGUAUAAGAUUCGAUUCAGUUUGUUUGUGUGCCUUUGUCUAGAUUUCACUUUUCUGACACCAUACCCCCUUGUAUGAAUGCAGUAUGGUACUAGGAAAUUUACAAAGUUAAUCUGUUUGUUUCACCUAUUUCAGAAAUGUGGAAUUUAUCUAUAAAAUCACUGGGUAAUUUUAAAACCAUAGUAUUUUAUAUUGAUGAGAUGUCCUUACAGCCUACACAGAUAAAAAGAAAUUCAUACUAAACUUAACGAUGUAGAACCUUGUGGAAAGAAACCCCAGGAGGAUGAUAUUAAAUGAAUCUUACAUUAAUAGGCUUUUAAAUGUAAAUUAGAUUGAACUGGCUCAAGAUAAGAUUGAAUGGUUGGCUUUUAUAGUCAUCUCUUCCUCCUCCUCCUCCUAUUGGUCCUUUCAGAGCAUAGGGCUGAUGUGAAGUUUUUCCAGUUUGUUCUGUGACUUUCAAACCUCUUCACCUCUCCAUGUCUUUCUUUUUUCACUUAUUUCCUCUUCUACAGAUCUUCUCCAUGUCUUCAUGCUCCCUGUGGAUUCAAAUCUAAUGCUGCUUUCUCCAUUGUUCCUUCUUGUUUUCUUAAGAUAUGUGCAAUCCAAUGUCAUCUUCUUUUCUAAUUUGAGCAGUAAUUGGCUCCUGUUUUAUAAUUUCCCACAGAUCUUCAUUAGGUAAGAUGUCUGGCCAUCGUAGGUUCAAGAUGCAGCGCAAGCAGAAAUUCACGAAGACUUGCAUUCUUUUGCUAAUUUGUUGGGUGACUUUGCAUGUUUCACAUGCAUUAAGGAGGACUGACUGUAUGUUAGUGUUGAGUAUAUGGAUUUUUGUUUUAUUGGAAAUUAUCUUACUUUUCCAUAUAGGAUACAGUCGAAUAAAAGCUCCAUUUGCCUUUCUAAUCCACACUCUAACAUCUUCACUACUACCAUCACUUGUCACAGUACUUCCCAAGUAAGUGAAGGAGACCACUUGUUCUAUUUCCUUUCCAUCAGUGCUUAGUUUUUCUGUGGUAGUAGUAGCUUUACUUACAUCUCUUUGGUCUUCUUAACAAUAUUGUCACUUGUCACAGUGACUAAGACGCAGGUUUGGAUUGGUAAUUGGAUUUGUUAAUAACCUACAGAUUGUAACUACAAUUUGUAGGAUGCCAAUGUUUGCUUGGACAACCACUUGAAUCUAUAACAACAAAUGUUUGCUGCACUUAGAGCAGGAAGCUUGAUUGAAGAGUACCGGCGGCGACUCCAGUUCAGCCCGGUGGUGAUGGUAAAAAUUGCAGGCCGUGAAAAGGGCCGGUUGUCAAGCAGUGUCUUCUUGUAGCAGCCUGAUGUCCUUCUCCAGUGGUGAGUCUGGCUGGCCAGUGGUGCAGUGAUGCAUGCGCUGGUAGAAUCAGCUGCCUAUGAUGUGUGUGCUGGCAGGGUCAGCUGUCUGCUGGCACUGUUACUGGAGAGUUACGGCAGUUCAUGAUGUCAGCGUAGCUAUGAUGGCUGUGAUCGAUGGACUGAUGAUAAGCCAGUUGAAGGCCCGCAUUUUUAUACCAUUACCGCUGGGCAGAGCUGUGAUUAUGAGCACCGAUUGGCUAGUGCUUGUGUUUGUCUCCAGAAGGCUGGACUGUAAGCGAUGUAUAACUAUUGCCUCGUCCUGUUGUGAGGUGGGAGUUGUCUGUUGUCUGUUAGACUGGCGAAGUUGUGUGUUAGAAUGUGGGAGGUUCCCACAAAUUAAUUAUUACACUGUUGUGGCUUUACACAAUGUACAAUCACUCCACACUAAUAUCUUCAGUCUAUCUGCACUAGUCUUCAUGGAUUUAUAACAUGGGAACACUAACAGUCUCACUGAAUCACACAUUUCAAAUAUUGCGCAUAAAUAAAAAGUCUUCUAAUGGCAAGUUACGUCUUCACAGGCCAACUUCUAGUUCUUCAACUACAAACUUCCUGUCACCGAAGGUCUCCUCCUCUGCUGUAGUUGCCAUUGAAGUCUUUGCUGUAACCCUGUCUGGGGGCCCUCGCAAGGUACAAACAGCCGCAUCAGCUAAACCCAGUUUUUUUUUAUAGAGAGGUUUUACUCCUGGCUUAUGACAGGCAGAGCC